UAGUAGUAAAGUGGGUGUCGUAUACGUCAUUUGGCACUUUGGCAUUCGGAACUGUUCGUCACUGUUCGUUAAAUACUGGCUGUAGUUACUACGUGGGGUUGGACGUCGAUUCGAUUUCAUAAAGGUUUUUUUUAUCCGAUACACGGAGAUGCGUACAGAAUAGCAGCAGACAAAAUAUACCCUGUAUCAAAAUGAUAGGGGGUCUUUUUGUCUACAACCAUAAGGGAGAAGUCCUUAUCUCCCGAGUGUAUCGAGAUGACAUUGGAAGGAAUGCAGUUGAUGCAUUUCGUGUAAAUGUUAUCCAUGCUCGUCAACAAGUCCGUUCACCUGUGACAAAUAUUGCUCGAACAUCAUUCUUUCAUAUAAAGAGAGCAAAUAUUUGGCUUGCUGCUGUAACCAAGCAGAAUGUCAAUGCUGCUAUGGUGUUUGAGUUUUUGUUAAAGAUCAUUGACGUCAUGCAGUCAUAUUUUGGCAAAAUAUCAGAGGAAAAUAUUAAGAACAAUUUUGUUCUUAUCUAUGAAUUACUCGAUGAAAUACUAGAUUUUGGGUAUCCACAAAAUUGCGAUACUGGAGUGUUAAAGACAUUCAUUACUCAGCAGGGUGUAAAAUCUGCAACAAAGGAAGAACAAGCACAAAUAACAUCGCAAGUGACUGGCCAAAUUGGUUGGCGUCGAGAAGGCAUAAAAUAUCGUCGCAAUGAAUUAUUCCUUGAUGUCCUUGAAUAUGUUAAUCUCUUAAUGAAUCCACAGGGUCAAGUUCUGAGUGCUCAUGUGGCAGGAAAGGUAGUCAUGAAAUCUUAUUUAUCUGGUAUGCCAGAGUGCAAAUUUGGCAUUAACGAUAAAAUCGUAAUGGAAGCGAAAGGAAUGAAAGGAGGUGGUGGAUUAGGAGGUGGUGGUGACGACCCUACUGGUGCCAGAUCAGGGAAACCAGUAGUGGUUAUUGACGAUUGUCAAUUUCAUCAAUGCGUGAAAUUAUCAAAAUUCGAAACAGAACAUUCCAUUAGUUUCAUACCGCCCGAUGGCGAGUUUGAAUUGAUGAGGUAUCGCACAACGAAAGAUAUAUCUCUACCAUUUCGAGUGAUUCCUUUAGUACGUGAGGUAGGACGUACUAAAAUGGAAGUAAAGGCAGUCUUAAAAUCCAAUUUCAAGCCUUCUUUGCUGGGACAGAAAAUCGAGGUUCGCGUUCCAACGCCAUUAAAUACAGCGGGCGUCCAAUUGAUUUGCCUAAAAGGCAAAGCCAAGUACAAGGCAUCAGAAAACGCAAUCGUAUGGAAGAUCAAGCGAAUGGCAGGAAUGAAAGAGACUCAAUUAUCAGCGGAAAUCGAUCUACUCGAGACGGAUACCAAAAAGAAAUGGACACGACCUCCAAUCUCAAUGAACUUCGAGGUCCCAUUUGCUCCGUCCGGAUUUAAAGUUCGAUAUCUUAAAGUAUUUGAAUCGAAACUGAAUUACUCUGAUCAUGACGUUAUCAAAUGGGUUCGUUAUAUUGGAAGGAGUGGACUUUACGAGACUAGAUGUUAAAAUUCCUCCUUCAAGUCAUAUGCUGUAUAUGAGUAAUCUCAAUGUUGAAAUAUUAAGGUUUUAUCAUCGUCCAACGAUGUAUCGAGCACGGCCAUUACCGAUGAAUCUUCACGAUUCUUGAAGAUUAACGAAAAUGAACAAAAUCCUUUCAUCCACAUCCCCACUUCAACCCUGUACUCAUUUGUGGACUAGUAUUAUUGAAGACGCUUAUGAAAAGAAAUCGUAUCUUCAACUAUAAAGAUUAACAAAAAAGGAUUAAAAAAGUUAUAUCGCCCUGUUUUACGUGCGAGCUCAAUAGAUGUUCAUUAUCAUUAAGUGUAUGUGUUACGUGCAUGAGGUAGGAGGACUUCAUAAUGAUAAAUGAUACGAGUAAAGGUCCUUCAGACUCUUCAUUAGAGUGCAAAUUAUCGCUUGUCUAUAUUGAAUUCAUUUGAAGCUUAUUGCAUGUAAAAUUGGUUAUUAUAACUGUAUCUUUAUUUCGAUCUAUUAUAUCCAAAACUCUAAAUCUAAUAAAGGAAAUACAACUAUA
Messenger RNA from Cephus cinctus (wheat stem sawfly), 2049 nucleotides. RefSeq names its product AP-2 complex subunit mu (gene AP-2mu). Gene Ontology annotation, biological process: intracellular protein transport; clathrin-dependent endocytosis. Gene Ontology annotation, cellular component: AP-2 adaptor complex; cytoplasmic vesicle. The transcript is spliced from 5 exons. The coding region runs from base 192 to 1520 and encodes 442 amino acids. The record is from RefSeq and is a predicted model, not a curated record. Lineage: Eukaryota; Metazoa; Arthropoda; Insecta; Hymenoptera; Cephidae. Gene Ontology annotation, molecular function: clathrin-cargo adaptor activity.